Molecule: messenger RNA, 1044 nt
Organism: Gadus chalcogrammus (walleye pollock)
Lineage: Eukaryota; Metazoa; Chordata; Actinopteri; Gadiformes; Gadidae
Gene: vip
Product: vasoactive intestinal peptide
Exons: 6
Coding region: 231-653 (140 amino acids)
Biological process (GO): positive regulation of protein catabolic process; negative regulation of potassium ion transport; regulation of protein localization
Cellular component (GO): neuron projection; extracellular region; perikaryon
Molecular function (GO): peptide hormone receptor binding; neuropeptide hormone activity
Source: RefSeq, a predicted model, not a curated record
GAACCGCUUCAGACACGGACACGGAUUGCGCGCCUUUGGAGAGAAACCCGGACACCGAGACCCCAAGACCCGAGACACCGAGAGACUGAGACCCCAAGACCCAGAGGGACAGAGACCCGAGACCCCACGACACCAACGAGACCCAAAGACCCCGAGAGACCGAGACCUAAGACCCCGAGACCCCGAGAGACCAGAACUGAGGACCAGCAGCGGAUACUAAAGGAACCGCGAUGCUGCACACCACCGGUCCGUCGCUGCUGCUGCUGCUCGCGCUGUGUGCGGGGGGGUGGUCCCAGGGGGCGUGGUCCCGCACCGUGGAUCUGCCCCCCUCCUCCAUAAGGCAGAGCCGGCACGCAGACGGCCUGUUCACCAGCGGCUACAGCAAGCUGCUGGGCCAGAUGUCAGCUCGCAGGUACCUGGAGUCCCUGAUGGGCAAGCGGCUCAGUGAUGAGGGUUUUGUGGGAGAGGCGGCCAAGCGCCACACUGACGCCAUCUUUACUGACAACUACAGCCGCUUCAGGAAGCAGAUGGCUGUGAAGAAGUACCUUACUGCCGUCCUCACAGGGAAGAGGAGUCUGGAAGACUCAACGGCCUUCCAAGAAAACUUUGAGGACAUGGAUCACCUGAUCAACCGCUAUCAGCUGCCCCUCUGAGGUCUCCAUCCCAGAAGAACACAUCUCCCUCUCUAUCUAUAUAGAUCUAUAUCCCCCUCUCUAUCUAUAUCGAUCUCUAUCUCUCUCUCUGUCCAUAUGGAUAUAUAUCUCUCUCUCUCUCUGUCUGUAUAUGUAUUGUAUAUGUAAUGUUUGUGUUUUCAGUCAACAAACAUGUUUACAUUGUAUAUAAAUUGGACCAUAGGAAGGUGUUGAACGCUCAUCACGUAAAUAUUAUAUUUGAUUAUAAUAUUCGAAUAUAAAUGGUACAUCUGAUCUAUGAAUACUCAUGAGGGCACCUUACAUCAGACUUCCAACUCUCUGGACGUCACCCUGAUAUACAUUUAGUGUAUAAUAUAUAUUUAAUAUGCUGAACAUGCUAAUACUUACCUUU